Molecule: messenger RNA, 1830 nt
Organism: Kwoniella shivajii
Lineage: Eukaryota; Fungi; Basidiomycota; Tremellomycetes; Tremellales; Cryptococcaceae
Product: calcium/proton exchanger
Exons: 13
Coding region: 1-1830 (609 amino acids)
Biological process (GO): calcium ion transmembrane transport; intracellular calcium ion homeostasis
Cellular component (GO): fungal-type vacuole membrane
Molecular function (GO): calcium:proton antiporter activity
Source: RefSeq, a predicted model, not a curated record
AUGACAUCCAUUCAACCCAAUUCCGUUGAUCCCAAUCAACGACGUGUAUCUUUUCCUGAUGCAAUCGCAAUUACAACCACAACAGAUCCUUCCAAUGGGCCCAUGACAUCUUCUCCACCCUCUUCACCUUCUUUGCCAACGUACGACCCACCCGUCAUCGGUGAGAAUCGAUCGUCAACUCCUAAUGGAGGUACAAGAAGGAGAACAGCAAACGUCAAUGGAAAUGGAAACGCAAGAUCAGUAACUUUAGAUACCGAACCCCAUGUUACGAGAAGACAGACCACAGAAUCAAUGAGAAGUUCAAGAAGGAAUGCUUCUUUCGAUCCAAAUGCUUCUUUAGUAAGAAGAGUUACAACUGUACUCUUUACUCCUCCUAAGAAAGUUGGUAAAGCUCCUACUUAUAUGGGAAGUCUGAAAGCUGCCAUCAUGAGUACUUGGUUGAACGUCCUGCUUGUGUUCAUCCCUAUUGGAUGGGCAUUGUAUUUGGCCAAACAUAGCGGUGGCAAAGAAAGCAUCACUGAUACAGCAGUGUUCAUUACUACUUUCAUAUCGAUCAUUCCAUUGGCUGGUUUAUUAGGUUUCGCUACUGAGGAAGCUGCUCUGAGAUUAGGACAAACACUCGGUGGUCUUCUCAACGCUACUUUGGGUAAUGCAGUCGAGUUGAUUGUUGCUAUUCUCGCUUUAAUCAAGUGCGAGUUGCAAGUUGUCCAGUCCUCUUUGGUCGGUUCGAUUUUGAGUAAUAUCUUGCUUGUUUUGGGAAUGUGUUUCUUCGCUGGUGGCUUCAGAUACGCCGAACAAAGCAUCAAAUCCACUGCAGCCCAGCUCAAUGCGUCGUUACUUCUUAUCGCAGUUAUUGCCGUUCUCAUUCCCUCCGCCUUCCAUUUCUCAAUCAGCUCUAGUACUUCAAACACUAAUGCAGAUCAACUCGCUUCAGGUGAAGGUGCUGAUUUGCUAUCUAUGAGUCACGCCGUUGCCAUCUUACUCCUGGUUUUGUAUUUGGGUUAUUUGGUGUUCCAAAUGUACACUCAUGCUGCAUUAUACGUUGACGAUGAGGUAACUGGAUCCACUCAAUAUCCCGAAGCCAUCACCAAUAUGUCUGAGAAGUUCAAGUUCCGAAACAUCAACUUGCAUCGACACAAGAAAACAGAUGAAGAAGAAGCUACCACCACCGCGUCCGAUUCUACAUCUACCUCUGCACCAGGAGUAGCCAACGCUGGUGGAAACAUACCCGCCGUCCACGGUCCUGGCACCAUCGCUCCCGAGAACUCCACUGUACAAAGACAGCAAGCACACGAGGAAGAAGAGGAGGACGAAGAGACUCCUCAAAUGAAUGUCAUCUCUACUAUCGUAUUAAUGGUUCUCAUCACUGUUAUCGUCGGUGUUACAGCAGAGUUCUUGGUAGAUUCCAUCAAUGGUUUAGUCACUUCUCAUCCUUCUUUAUCUGCCGAAUGGGUCGGUUUGAUCUUACUUCCUAUUGUCGGUAAUGCUGCGGAACAUUUCACUGCUGUAUCGGUAUCAGUUAAGGACAAACUCGAUUUGUCCAUCUCAGUAGCUGUUGGUUCUUCUAUUCAAAUUGCUUUAUUCGUUAUCCCCGUCAUUCAAUUAUUAGCUUGGUCAAUCGGUAAACCCAUGACGUUGCUAUUCGAUCCAUACGAAUCUAUCGUUCUCUUCUUAUCUGUAUUGAUUGUCAACCAAACUCUUGCUGAUGGUCGAUCCAACUGGAUGGAAGGAUUGGUUCUUAUGAUGUUGUACUUGAUCAUCGCCGUCUCAUUCUGGUACUACCCUGGCUCAAAUACUGCUACUUUAUUGGGAUGUGCCGGAGCUACAUAA